This is a messenger RNA of Scedosporium apiospermum, 801 nucleotides long. RefSeq lists its product as uncharacterized. Gene Ontology annotation, molecular function: actin filament binding. The record is from RefSeq and is a predicted model, not a curated record. Bases 1 to 801 code for a protein of 266 amino acids. The transcript is spliced from 2 exons. Gene Ontology annotation, cellular component: nucleolus; striated muscle dense body; catalytic step 2 spliceosome. NCBI's taxonomy places the organism in Eukaryota, Fungi, Ascomycota, Sordariomycetes, Microascales, Microascaceae.
AUGGUGAAGCCCUUAGUAUUCAAAGGCGAAAAGAGGCCUAAAAAGCGCAAGCGCAACCACGACUCCAACGCCGACACAGUAGCCUCCUCAACCGCCGGUCCCCAUCACACCGAUGACGUCGAAAAUGACGAUAGCUGGGUCUCGGCGGAGGCGGCGACCGACGUGUCUGGCCCCGUGAUGAUAGUGCUACCUACGAACCCCCCUUCGGCGCUGUCGUGCGACGCCAACGGUAAGGUGUUUGCCGUCGAUAUUGAGAAUAUCGUCGAGGGGAACCCGGCGAGCGCGGAGCCGCAUGAUGUUAGGCAGGUGUGGGUUGCGAAUAAGAUUGUGGGGACGGAGCAUUUUAGGUUUAAGGGACAUCAUGGGAGGUACUUGAGUUGUGAUAAGCAUGGCAUGUUGUCAGCUACAACGGAGGCCGUAUCGCCUCUCGAAUCCUUCAUCCUCACUGUGACAGAAGACGCCAAAUUUCAGAUCCAAACCCUAGGAAACACGUUCCUCUCCGCCAACCCGCCCACAUCCUCGAAGCCCAACGCCCAGCCCGAACUACGCGGCGACGCCGACGCAGACGCCCCCAACACCGUGGUCUGCAUACGGAUGCAAGCGCGGUUCAAGCCGCGCAUCAAAGAGUCCAAGGCCGAAAAGGCCAGGGAGAAGAUAUCCAGGAAGGAGCUGGAGACCGCCGUGGGGAGGCGGUUGGAGGAAGACGAGGUGAAGAGGCUGAAGAGGGCGAGGAGGGAGGGUGAUUAUCAUGAGCAGUUGCUGAAGCUCAAGGUCAAAGGCAAGCACGACAAGUACAGCUAA